ACAUGCCGUUCGCAACCCUCGCACACGCCGGCGCUCGCCCCGUGAUCGGCGGCGCCGCGACGCGCGUCGGCGACGGCCGUCGCGCCGCGUCCGCGGCGCCGACGCGCGCGGGCGGCGACGACGGCAAACAAAACGCGGUCCGCGCGGGGACGCUGCGCCUCGCGCGAAGCUCCGCGGACCUCCGCGCGGCGUCCGCGAUGACGCGCUCGUCGAGGACGUUCCGCGCGGCCGUCGACGGCGCGCGGACGCGCCCUCGCGUCUCUCGCAGGCACGCGGCGAGGAUGUGCGGCAUCAUCGGCGUGUUCCGCCAGGACGGCGCCGCGGCGCCGGAGCUGUACGAAGGGCUCCUCAUGCUCCAGCACCGCGGCCAGGACAGCGCGGGGAUGGUCACGUUCGACGGGUUGCGAUUCCGCGAGAGGAAGGACAACGGGCUCGUGGCGAGCAUCUUCGAUAAGCGCGCGAUGGACGCGCUGGAGGGGAGCAUCGGGAUCGGGCACGUGCGGUACCCCACCGCGGGAGGUUUAUCCGCCACGGAGGCGCAGCCCUUCUUCGUGAACUCGCCGCUCGGCAUAUACCUCAUUCACAACGGCAACCUCACGAACACGAACGAGCUCGAGCUCAGCCUCGGCGGACGCAUGAUGAAGACGAGCAGCGACAGCGAGGUCCUGCUCAACGUCUUGGCGGAGGACAUCUCCGGCGAGAUGACGGACGACCCGGAGGCGGACUUGGAUAAGAUCAUAUUCGACGCGUGCACGAAGACGAUGAAGAAGGUGAAGGGUGCGUACAGCUGCAUCGCGAUGGUGAACCAAGUCGGGCUCUUCGCGUUUCGAGACCCGAACGGCAUCCGCCCGCUCGUGCUCGGGUCGAGGAAGUCCGCGGAGGACCCGGAGAAGGACGAGUGGUGCGUCGCGAGCGAGGACAGCGCGUUCGGCCCGCUCGGGUUCUCGCGCGUCCGCGACGUGAACGCCGGCGAGGCGAUCCUGAUCACCCCGGAGGGAAAGAUGAUCUCGCGGCAGUGCGUGAACGGCCAAAUCUCGCCGUGCAUCUUCGAGUACAUUUAUCUCGCGCGGCCGGACAGCACGCUGAACGGGAUCAGCGUGUACGAGUUCCAGCUCGAGCUCGGGCGAAGACUCGCGCGGAGGAUCAAAGACCGCGAGGAGUGGGAGAUCGACGUCGUCGUGCCCGUGCCCGACGGCUCGCGUCCGAGCGCCAUCGAGAUCGCGCAGGAGCUCGAGCUGCCGUACCGCGAGGGGCUGGUGAAGAACCGGUACGUCGGUCGGACGUUCAUCAUGCCGGAUCAGCGCACGCGCGAGCUCUCCGUGCGACGGAAGCUCAACGCGAUGCGGAGCGUGUUCAACGGCAAGAAAGUGCUGCUCGUGGACGACUCCAUCGUCCGCGGGACGACGAUGUCGCAGAUCGUGCAGAUGUGCCGCUCCGCGGGCGCGACCAAGGUGUACCUGGCGUCGGCGGCGCCGCCGGUGAAACACCCCAACGUGUACGGCGUGGACAUGCCGAGCCGGGACGAGUUCGUCGCGCACAACAGAGACGAAGAGGGCGUGUGCGAGUUGCUCGGCGCGGACGGGCUGAUCUACCAGUCCGUCGCGGACAUGUUACAGGCGGGCCGGAGCAUGAACUCGCAGAUCGAACGGUUCGACGCGUCGUGCUUCGACGGCGAUUACGUGUGCGGGGACAUCGACGAGAAGUACCUGGAGAACUUGGCGAAGGGCGGGAGAGGGAAAGGGCGCAAGGGCGCGGCACGGUGAGGCGAGCGAGAGCGCCCGCUCGCCGCCUCGGGUCGCGAGCGACGCGACGGCCGCGACGCGGCGCGUAGUCACGCCUUCCAGUACUCGUGUCAUCACACCAUUCGUUUUUU
Molecule: messenger RNA, 1873 nt
Organism: Micromonas pusilla CCMP1545
Lineage: Eukaryota; Viridiplantae; Chlorophyta; Mamiellophyceae; Mamiellales; Mamiellaceae
Exons: 2
Coding region: 3-1763 (586 amino acids)
Biological process (GO): purine nucleobase biosynthetic process; purine nucleotide biosynthetic process
Cellular component (GO): cytoplasm
Molecular function (GO): amidophosphoribosyltransferase activity
Source: RefSeq, a predicted model, not a curated record